Molecule: messenger RNA, 447 nt
Organism: Danaus plexippus (monarch butterfly)
Lineage: Eukaryota; Metazoa; Arthropoda; Insecta; Lepidoptera; Nymphalidae
Product: cornifin-B-like
Exons: 4
Coding region: 1-447 (148 amino acids)
Source: RefSeq, a predicted model, not a curated record
AUGUCAGGAAAUAUUCAACUACUUGCUUAUCAGAUAUUAAUUGUUCAAAUGCCAGAAUUGAUGCAACUUGUGUAUAACAUAGUAAAAGAACUCAAAUUUACAUUGAUCCCAACAUCCCUACUUCCUAACAUCCCCACAAUCCUACAUCCCUACAUCCCCACAUCUCUACAUCCCCACAUCCCUACAUCCCCACAUCCCCACAUCCCUACAUCCCCACAUCCCUACAUCCCCACAUCCCUACAUCCCCACAUCCCUACAUCCCCACAUCCUUACAUGCCCACGUCCAUACAUCCGCACAUUCCUACAUCCCCACAUCCUUACAUACCCACAUCCCUACAUCCCCACCUCCAUACAUUUUUACAUCCCGACAUCUCCACAUCGUUGGAGAGACCGAAUAAAUCAUACAGGACGACAGCUCACACCGCCCCCACAUUAUACUUCGACUGA